AUGGAGGACCGGCUUGCACGUCUUCACUUUGGGGACCAUAACUGGGGAUCCCAGGUUGGCAUAAGCAACGGCCCCAUCAGUAACGUAUUCCACCUUCCGCAAGAGCAACCGGAAGUGGCGCCGGAGCCGUUUGCCCUGAUACCCUUUUGUCGUGACCCGGAUUUCGUCCGUCGCGGAGACAGCCUCGAGCAGAUCGCGCGACGGUGCUCCCAGCCUCCCUAUCGCGCAGCCCUCGUCGGCUUGGGCGGCGUGGGCAAGUCACAGCUCGCUAUAGAAUACGCCUACCAGACCGCCUCGAACACGGAUCGGACGUGGGUGUUCUGGCUCCACGCGGGCACGCUCGCCCGUAUGCAGGAAGGCUUUCGCGCGAUUGCCAACACCCUCAAGCUCGCGGGGCGGAAGGACCCCGAGGCCGACGUUCCACAGCUCGUCUGCAGCUGGCUGUCGUCUGCAGCAAACGGGAGAUGGCUCGUCGUUCUCGACAAUGCCGACGACGGCGAUGUCUUCUAUGAGAAGAGUGACGAGUCAGCAACCCGGGUGCUCGCGGACUACUUCCCCCAGAGCUCGCACGGGUCGAUCCUCGUCACGACGCGCAGCAAGGACCUGGCCCGGAGGCUGGUUGGUAACAUGAACCUCGUAGAGGUCACAACGAUGCAGGAAGCAGAGAGCCUGUCACUCCUGGAGAAGAAAGCGGGAGCCAUCGCAGAGUCGGAUACAGACACGGCUGUGGAGCUGGUGCGUGCUUUGGAGUGCUUCCCGCUGGCCAUCACCCAAGCAGCUGGGUUUCUCCUGGCAAGAGCAUCGCGCACCUCGCUCAAGAAGUACCUCGACGAUUUCAAGAAGAGCAGGCGCGGGAGGACCAGGCUCCUGGAGCAAGACUUUGGGGACCUGCGGCGUGACGGGAGCGCGUCCAACACCGUCCUGGUCACCUGGCAGCUGUCUUUCGAGUACAUCAGCGCCAAAAGGCAGUCUGCCGCGGACCUCUUGUCUGUCAUGAGCUUCUUCAACUGCCAGGGGAUUCCCGAGUCUCUGCUCCAGCAGACGAGCCAGUUCGACUUUAGCAGGAGCGACUGGUUCGAGAAGAUUCCGGCUGCCGGCUGCGAAGAGGCAGAGAGUGAUUGCUCCGAGGAGGGAGAAGGCUCCGAGUUCAGUAGCAAUGCCGAGCGCUUCGAGCAAGAUGUGGCCAUGCUGAAGGACUUCUGCCUCAUCACCGAGAGAGUGGGCCAGCAUGCAGACGAGGACGAAGCCCGACUCGGACACGACUUUGAGAUGCACGAGCUCGUGCAGCUGUCCAUGAGGAAAUGGCUUCAGCUCCAAGAGCGCCAGGAACUGUUCCGGCAGUCUUGCAUCGAACGCCUCUUCGCUUCCCUUCCCGAUGAAACUUUUGAGAAACCUUUUGAGAACCGGGCCACAUAUCGAAGGCUGCUGCCACACGUCGAGAUGGUCGUCAACGACAGACCGGCAGACAGCCGCCGUGGGAGGCCCUGGGGGUUCAUCCUGGUUGCUACCGGCGGCUAUUGCCUAGAGCAAGGACUAUACACCGUGGCAGACCGCAUGCUCCGCAGGGCGCGAGAGUUCUUCCAGCUUCCAAGGGAGGCCAAGGAGAUGAAGGUUUACAGCGCAUAUUCGUAUGCGGCGGUGCUAUGCCAAAGGGGGCGCUGGGCAGAUGCAGAGGGGCUUGUUCUGCAGGUUCUGGAACUGUGCAAGGAAAGCUUUGGGGAGGAUCACGGCCUGACGCUGAGUGUAGAGUGCGCUCUUGCGUCGGUGUAUGAGAACGCGGCGUGCUACGGCAAAGCUGAAGAGUUGGGCGCACAGGUGAUUGAGGCCCAGAAGAAGGUACUUGGAGUUGAUCACCGUGGUACGUUGGCGAGCAUGAACAAUCUUGCCCAAGUAUAUUAUAAGAAGGGCCGCUUUACUGAGGCUGAAGUGCUGGGAGGGCAGGUUUUGGAGGCUCGGAAGAGGGUGCUCGAGGAUGAUCAUCCUUUGACCCUGGACAGUAUGGGCAAUCUUGUACUAGUGCACAAGGCACAGGGCCUCUUCACCAAGGCAGAACAACUCGCAGCACAGGUGGUGGAGGCUAAAAAGAGGGUGUGGGGAGUUGAUCACCCUAAUACACUGACGAGCAUGAGCAAUCUUGCACUCAUCUUUCGGGAGCAGGGCGCCUUCUCCAAGUCUGAAGAACUGGGAGCACAGAUACUGCAGGCCCGGCGGGAAAAGCUUGGAGCUGAGCAUCCCGACACGCUAGGCUCCAUGGUCAAUCUUGCAGUUAUCUAUCAGGAGCUGGGCCGUCUUGACGAUGCUGAGGCCUUGGGAGUGCAGCUUGUGGAGACGCAGAAGAGGCUGCUCGGGCCUACUCAUUCCGAUACGUUGAUGAGCAUGGCCAAUCUCGCCGGUGUCUACGUGAACCAGGGACAGUUGUCCAAGGCCAAGGAGCUGGCAGAAGAAGCUCUGGUCGCUCGGCGGGAGACCCUUGGAGAUGACCACCCCGACACCCUGAUCAGCAUGUUGAGUCUUGGAGUUGUAUAUCGAGCCCUAGGCCGGCUGGCCGACGGCGCAGAACUCCUUGCCUGCGGGGUCCAGGGAAUGAAGCGGAAUAUCGGUGGUGAUCACCCCCAGACCCUGGUCGGCAUUUCGUACCUCGGGCUGUUAAACAUGGACAUGGGCCGGUGGGAUGCGGCCGAGGAAUUGAUAACCCAUGUCGUGGAGGUGCAACGAAGGAGCCUGGGAGAUGCCCAUUCUCACACAUUGAUUGCCGAAUCCAAUCUCGCUCAGAUCUGGAGGAAGCAGGGCCGGCGAGCAGAGGCUCUGGCGUUGAUGAGGAGGUGUGUCGAGAGUAUGCAACGCGUUCUCGGCAGGGCCCAUCCGAAUUGCAUCAUGGCGAUACAGACUCUGGAGGAAUGGCGCCGUGAAGAAGAAGGUGUAGUGUGA
Thyridium curvatum is the source of this 2928-nucleotide messenger RNA. RefSeq lists its product as uncharacterized. Gene Ontology annotation, molecular function: ADP binding; protein binding. Bases 1 to 2928 code for a protein of 975 amino acids. The record is from RefSeq and is a predicted model, not a curated record. NCBI's taxonomy places the organism in Eukaryota, Fungi, Ascomycota, Sordariomycetes, Thyridiales, Thyridiaceae. The transcript has a single exon.